This is a messenger RNA of Dermacentor albipictus, 898 nucleotides long. Lineage: Eukaryota; Metazoa; Arthropoda; Arachnida; Ixodida; Ixodidae. The record is from RefSeq and is a predicted model, not a curated record.
CACCUCCACGCGCGACACUCCGCUGAAUCAGCCGCUCAAACCUCGGGACAAGACGCUUUUAACACUGUGAUUCAAGAUGAACAUAGCCCUGGUAACCCUCUUAUUCAUCGCAGUGACCAUAACAAGUACUUCGGCAACAUCUAUCCCGGUCUGCGCGGCGGUCACGUGCAAUCCGGACACUUGUCCAAGGUGGCAGUGCCCCUGUGGAACCUACAAGGACACCUGCGGUUGCUGUGACAUCUGCUACAAGUGUCCCGGCGCCGAGUGCAAUCUGUGGAUCCUCGACGUUUGCACCAACGACCACGAAUGUGUCCUGCAAGACCCGGCCGAGCCGUUCGAAGUCGGCGGAGUGGGACACUGCAAACCCAUCAACGCCACUGAUGCCUCACACGCGUCUUAAUAGUGUGCAUUUUGUCUCAAUAUGUUUCCUAAAUACAAAAAUAAGGAUAUUAUCAACAGGACGCCUAUGUGAUCCGACAGGAUGACAUGUUACCGUUCGUUUCAUAGUUACUUACAGACCGCACAGACGGGACGUCACGAAAAUGCAGUGGCACUACCAUCACUUUCCAUGCAUAUCAAAGUACAUUUUCGAAAAACUCAUCAAGUAUCUGUUGUGUCACUGAAGACAAUGUUAAUUCAAAACGAUAUUAGGACUUGGAGGCAAGAUCUCGAAUCUCUGACGAAUGUUCAUGUCCAAAACGAUGGACAGUAAGAAAGAAGCUGCGUAGAAAUGCUAGGAGAGGAAGAGAGGGUAAGGCAUGGAGGUUAUUGUGUCUAUAAAAUUAACAUAUUUAGUGUAGGCUGGCAACCCUGUGAUGGGCUAAGGGGAUGAAGGGGAUAAAAGGUGACUGAAGAAGACACGACCUAAAAUAAAACAAAAACAGCAAAAUGCCUUCAC